Scatophagus argus is the source of this 3593-nucleotide messenger RNA. Its product is annotated as tyrosine-protein phosphatase non-receptor type 1-like. Gene Ontology annotation, molecular function: protein tyrosine phosphatase activity. The record is from RefSeq and is a predicted model, not a curated record. Bases 435 to 1745 code for a protein of 436 amino acids. Gene Ontology annotation, biological process: protein dephosphorylation. The transcript has 9 exons. Lineage: Eukaryota; Metazoa; Chordata; Actinopteri; Scatophagidae.
CCAGAAACAAGAUGCCUUCCGCGCGUCCCCGAUGCUCAGUCUGUACAGCUGCCAUAGGAAUGGUGAAGUGACCGUCUCAUUCAAACAAAGUUACACGUCCUUCUCUGACAACGACUUAUACAUCCCAAUCCACACCCCGACAACUCGGAGCGGAAUAUUAUCUCUUUAAAAAAACACACACAUUUUGUUCCUUUUUUGUCAUCAGAGGACGGCAGCUAUUCUGUGUAGGAGGAGCCAGCGGCGUGUUUCCGCUUAGAGCAGGCCGACAGAGGUAACAGGCUAAUCUAUGCUGCCGUACUGAGAAUUCCUGAAUUGUGGCGGAGCAGUUGUCAGCUACUGCGGGACACCUUUAGAGUACAAACUGUUUAAUAACUGAGGGGCUGUGGUCGUCCAUAUCUGGGGAAGAAGAAGGAGUGGCAGCUGGACUGUCAGCAAUGGAAGCCGAGUUUCGGGAAAUCGAUGAAAACGGGAGUUGGAGCGCCAUUUAUCAGGAGAUUCGCCAGCAGUCAUGUGACCUCCCUUGUAAGGUUGCCAAAUUACCUGAAAACAAGAAUCGGAAUCGUUACAGAGACGUCAGCCCAUUUGACCACAGCAGAAUAUGUCUGCAGCUGGGCACCAAUGACUACAUCAACGCCAGCCUAAUAACAGUAGAAGAGGCACAGAGGAAGUAUAUUCUUACUCAGGGACCCCUUCCAAAUACAUGUGGCAACUUCUGGGAGAUGGUGUGGGAGCAGCGGAGCCGCGGUGUAGUGAUGCUGAACCGAGUCAUAGAGAAAGGAUCCGUUAAAUGUGCCCAAUAUUGGCCUCACAGAGAGGAAAAAGAUGCAACCUUUGAAGAUACCAAUUUCAAGCUCACUCUCGUCUCAGAAGACAUCAAAUCUUACUAUACGGUCCGUCAGCUGGAGUUGGAAAACCUGUCUACUCAGGAGACUCGUGAGAUUUUACAGUUUCACUACACCACUUGGCCUGACUUUGGGGUACCAGAGUCCCCUGCCUCCUUCCUCAACUUCCUGUUCAAGGUGCGAGAGUCGGGCUGUCUGAAUUCAGACCAGGGACCAGUGGUGGUGCACUGCAGCGCUGGCAUCGGACGCUCUGGGACAUUUUGUCUUGUGGACACCUGCCUGUUAUUGAUGUCCAUCCGUAAAGACCCGUCUUCAGUGCGGAUUCGUGAUGUGCUGUUGGAGAUGCGACGCUAUCGAAUGGGCUUGAUUCAGACAGCAGAUCAGCUUCGUUUCUCCUACCUUGCUGUCAUUGAAGGUGCCAAGUACAUCAAGGGAGAUACGUCCCUGCAGGAGUCUUGGAAGGAGCUCUCAAACGAGGAAGAUGAUCCACCGGAGUUCACCCCCCCUCCUCCUCUUCCUCCUCCCAGAGAACCACACAAUGGCAAAAUUGAGCCGUCCUUUUUCCCUGAAAAGGAUGAGAUCGUGCAACAGAAGGAGAUCCACAGUCUGGGGUCCACACAAGAGUCAGAGCUGCGAAAGAGAAACAUUGCUGCCCCCCAGCCUCCUCCUGAUGGUGCUAAUCAGCUCGAUGGCUACAUGGAAAUCCAAGAUUAUACCUCCAGAGCUGCAACCAAAUCCCAGGAGCAGCACGAGAAGGAGGAGCAGGUGCCGCCUGAGCCAGCGGAGCAGCCAAAGGAAAGCUCCGAUGUGCCGGGGACUUGGUCCCCUCUACUAACCAAAGUGUGCCUGUGCACGGCACUGGCCCUCAGUGCUUAUGCCUGUUAUCGAGCCUGUUUCCACUGAUGUCUGUCCUUCCUCCUUUUUGCUCCUUCCUGUCCCUCCACUGAUGAUGCAAAGUGGACUUGGCUAGCCAAUCAGCCUGCUUUGACUCUGGGUUUACUCUGCGAGUGAGUGGAUUAUUUGGACUUGAGCAGAAUCAGGUUCACUCGUUUAUUUUACAAAUGCAGUGCGUGGGGCUGGCUGGUUGUGAAUGACAGGCUGCCACUCCUUAUUACAAACCUAAAUGUUCUUUCACUAUGUUGUCAUGGAUGCUCAGGGCCUCAGUUUUUCAGGUGUCACAUCCCAAAUACGUGUACCGACUGAAAUGCAGACUCCACAGACAAUAGGUAUUGUGUUCUGUAGAGGAAAAGGGUUUGUUUUAGUCCCCCUGUCCUGUAAACCAGGAUGAAUAGCCUGUCAGCCCAUUUUACGUUUCCUCUCAUAAUUAUCAGAUUUGUAUGCGUUCUUCCAUUUCAACUGUCCGUUGGGAUUUCACUUUUUUUCACCCACCUCAUUUACCUCACUUACACAAAUGGAUCAGAAAUCAUAGAUCUGACUGGAAAUAUACCAGUAAGGGAGGCACUUUUUUUAAAAAAAGCUUUAUUCUUUUGUGAUUGGUCAAUAUUAAACCCAACAGUAAGGUGAAAUAUUUGAUAGUAGCAGGGGAGCAACCCCGCGUUCACUAGAUAAGAGAUGCAUGCUGGGGCGGCUACUGAAUUGUUAUCUGUCCUCGCUAGUGGCCUGUGCAGGGCUGCAAGGGCCAUGCUAGUUGAGUACAUAUAGUAUGUGUGUGACUUUGUGUAUGUACAUUUGAGCAAGUGGUAGUUAGUGGAGCUUUGUACUGAUGCUUGAGUUAAAUCUACUAUAUGGAAAUGCUAAUCUAACAUUUAUAGUACAGCAAAUGUAAGACGCAGGCUGGGUUGCCCCCUGGUAACUGAGUCCCUCUCUGAUUUUCCCUCCCUGGUGGCUCAACGGUGACACAGAAAAGUCAAAAUGGUACUGAGACAAGGUGGUAUGUCUCAUUAUCCACCCACCUGGCAUUUGCAAAUUGACAUUUGAAACAUCUUAAGAUUUUGCUUGGUUGCUGUUUGGGAGAACACGUUUUCAGUCACAGUGGAUAAAAGUAGGUGGAGGCCAUGAGAAUGUUUAUUAUAACCAUAAUGGAACUGAUAUACAUGUUACGCACAAGAAUGCCAGCUCAGUGAGACACAAAGUAGCUAAUACCAACUCUAUUCGCCAGCAAUACAUGUACUUAAUAACGUGUCACCCUUUACUUCAUCAAACUCUGAGUUUGAAAAGGGAACCAGGGAUUUUGAACAAACCAAAAAUAAAACACCAGCACAGGUAUGGAAACAAUACACUGUAGUGAUGAUCCGUUGUAUCAUGACAUGGCCCUGAGCUGGCAGUAUUGUUUUCGUAUGAUUUCUUUUUCUUUUUAAAAGCAUGCUGCAUAUGUGAAUCAGCAGGUUUGUCCUAAGAAGAGAUUAGCUAAGCUGCUAGCAUUCAGUUUACUUUUGUGACUCAACUAAGAGUACUCGAGUCUGACAGCUGUACCUUUCUUUAGAAUGUAUACACGUCCUCUGCAAGGACACACUCGGAGCAGUUUAUAUAUAUAUAUAUAUAUACACACAUAUAUAUACAUAUAUAUAUAUAUAUGUGUGUGUGUGUGUAUUUGUUUUUUUUUUCCAAAUCAGGUAUCAGUGUGCUGAGUUUCAUUUUUUUUGUUCUGCUUUAGCGAGGGAUUAAGUCCCAGCACCUGUGCAGCUACUGCACCAGGUUUUUCUGUUUUUCUAUACUUAUGCUGAGCUCAGAAUCAUGUAUUUUUUUAUUUACAUUGGUUUCAUUUUUGAAUAAAAAAAAGUCUGCUGUUGA